Hypomesus transpacificus is the source of this 1827-nucleotide messenger RNA. RefSeq lists its product as uncharacterized. The coding region runs from base 215 to 1651 and encodes 478 amino acids. The transcript has 6 exons. Lineage: Eukaryota; Metazoa; Chordata; Actinopteri; Osmeriformes; Osmeridae. Gene Ontology annotation, molecular function: cysteine-type endopeptidase inhibitor activity. Gene Ontology annotation, biological process: negative regulation of endopeptidase activity. The record is from RefSeq and is a predicted model, not a curated record. Gene Ontology annotation, cellular component: extracellular region.
AUUUCGCUGUCAUUGCCAAACUGUUUGCACUGGAACAGAGCAUGUGGGCAGUUAGUUAAAAUGCUUUACAUGGCCUUUAAAUCUCACCGGAGACACAAAAUAGGCCUACACCUUGUACAAAAGACUGCAUACGUAUUACUUGGUUUCUAACGACAUUUUUGGGCCUUCGGCCCGAAACGAUGUUUAUCCAUUGCGUGUCUAAAAGUCUCUCGGAAUGGCUGUGUACGGCAUGUUGUUCCAGAGAGUGGGUGUAUUUGUGUUUAAUGCUGAUGUAGCUGUUGCCAGAUCCAGCAGGAUGCUUAGGAGGAAUUCUCAUCAACAGCACAGGGGUGGUCUCGUUGGCCUGUCCUCAGUACUAUCAUGGAGCUAUGCUUUUCACAGCUUCGUUGAUUUCCGUAAAUGUACCCCACCCAAUGUCACGUGCACAAAACUAAACGCACGCACACAAAAACACGCACACAACUAUGCCAAAGAAGCUGGAUCGACUCAAAUCACAAUUUUUCUUCAGUUCAGUGUUUCUCACGUGUGUGUGCGUGUGUGUGUGCGUGUGUGCGUGUGCGUGUGCGCGUGCGUGUGCGUGUGCGUGUGUGUCUUUAAGGGCCCAGCUGGGAAUGUCUACUACUUGGAUUUAGACGUGUUGGAGACCAGGUGUUACAUUAGGAAUCCCAAACCUUGGAAACACUGCACUGUUAGGCCCUUCAUGGAAACACGAAUCUCAGGGAACUGCAACACCACGGUUCUCCACACGCCAGAGGGCUUCUCCUAUCUCUACAGCUACGACUGCACUCUGGUUCCAGACCCUCCAGAGAAGCUUCUCCAGACGUGCCCAGACUGUCCCCUGCUGCUGCCCGUGGACAGCCCCCAGGCCCAGGCAGCUGCCAAGAUGACGUUGGCCAGACACAACUCCCAGAGCACCCUCCCCUCCCCGCUGGCUCUGCUCAGUGUGACCCGCGCUGCCGCAAAGAAUGCACCUGUGCCGGCUACCUUUGUGGAAUAUACGGUGGUGGCGUGCCCUGAGGGGCACAUGCACUUGGGAGGGGACACGUGUGUGCCAACCUCCACGGACCACGAGCCGACAGGCUUCUGUACGGGCUCUGUGUACGGACAUCUGAAGGGCCAAGCUGACGUCCAGACUUCCUGUGAAACAUUCAAAGCACAGGUGGGUGAUGUUGCAAGACCUAUCCAACCACAGGUUCACAGUGUCAUCCCCGUCCAACCUGCACGGCGGCCCUAUCCAUCUAAACCCAAACCAGCCGCCCCUACCAUCCCUUUUCUUCCCACCCCAGUCCCCCAUGUCCCCUUUGACCCAUACCCGGCACCCCCUGCCCCAGAGACACCCGCCCGUUUAAAGCCCUCGCUCGUGGCCAACCCUGACCCCGUUAACCCCAGCCGUCCCUUGGCCUCCUCUGAAUCCUCCGAAUCCUCUGAAUCCUCCGAAUCCUCAGAGUCUGUGGCGCCAGAAUCCUCCGAGGAGCUAGGUGGCGCUGUUGUUUAUCGACCCUUCAACUUCCGCUACCAGCCCCGGCGUAGGAGACGCCAGGCUCUUGUGACGUCCAAACCACCCCACACCCCGGUGUUCCUGUCCCUGUUCCCCGCUGGCCCCUCCCCCUUCCGCUCCUGCCCCGGCCCCUCCCGUUACACCACAGUCUAACUACCCCCCCCCCUGAGGGUGUAGUCAAGGUUGGUUAACUAGUCUGGAAGCUGGCUGCGUAUGUUUGUUUGAUAAAUCCAUAUCAUGUCUAUUUUGAUGUUGGCUUGAUCCCCGAUGAAGGGGCUACUUACUUUAGGGAGCAAAUAUACUGACCUGAUGUAAACAGCGCUUGAAUA